Molecule: messenger RNA, 3399 nt
Organism: Danio rerio (zebrafish)
Lineage: Eukaryota; Metazoa; Chordata; Actinopteri; Cypriniformes; Danionidae
Source: RefSeq, a predicted model, not a curated record
CAUGCACUCAGUGUGGGAAGAGUUAUUGCCAAUCAUCACACCUUAAUCAACACAUGAUGAUCCACACUGGAGAGAAACCAUUCACAUGCACUCAGUGUGGGAAAAGUUUUAACCGCUCAUCAGGCCUUUAUCAACAUAUGAGGAUUCACACUGGAGAGAAACCAUUCACAUGCACUCAGUGUGGAAAAAGUUUUAACCGCUCAUCAAACCUUUAUAAACACAUGAGGAACCACACUGGAGAGAAACCAUUCUCAUGUGUUCAGUGUGGGAAGAGUUUUAACUUCUCAUCAACCCUUUAUCAACACAUGACAAUCCACACUGGAGAGAAACCAUUCACAUGCACUCAGUGUGGGAAGAGUUUUACCUGCUCAUCACGCCUUCAUCAACACAUGAGGAUCCACACUGGAGAGAAACCAUUCACAUGCACUCAGUGUGGGAAGUGUUUUAACUUUUCAUCAAACCUUAAUCGACACAUGAUAAUCCACACUGGAGAGAAACCAUUCACGUGCACUCAGUGUGGGAAGAGUUUCCGCCAAGCAUCAUCACUUAAUAAACACAUGAGGAUCCACACUGGAGAGAAACCAUUUACUUGCACUCAGUGUGGGAUGAGUUUCAACCGCUCAUCAAACCUUGAUCACCACAUGAGGAUCCACACUGGAGAGAAACCAUUUACUUGCACUCAGUGUGGGAAGAGUUUCAACCGCUCAUCAAACCUUGAUCAACACAUAAGGAUCCACACUGGAGAGAAACCAAUAACGUGCACUCUGUGUGGGAAGAGUUUUCGCCAAUCAUCAUCCCUUUCUAAACACAUGAGGACCCACACUGGAGAGAAACCAUUUACUUGCACUCAGUGUGGGAAGAGUUUCAGCCAAUCAUCAAACUUUAAUCUACACAUGAGGAUCCACACUGGAGAGAAACCAUUUACGUGCACUCAGUGUGGGAAGAGUUUCCGCCAAGCAUCAUCACUUAAUAAACACAUGAGGACCCACACUGGAGAGAAACCAUUUACUUGCACUCAGUGUGGGAAGAGUUUCAACCGCUCAUCACACCUUAAUCAACACAUAAGGAUCCACACUGGAGAGAAACCAAUAACGUGCACUCAGUGUGGGAAGAGUUUUCACCAAUCAUCAUCCCUUUAUAAACACAUGAGGAUCCACACUGGAGAGAAACCAUUCACAUGCACUCAGUGUGGGAAGAGUUUCCGCCAAUCAUCAAACUUUAAUCUACACAUGAGGAUCCACACUGGAGAGAAACCAAUAACAUGCACUCAGUGUGGGAAGAGUUUUCACCAAUCAUCAUCCCUUUAUAAACACAUGAGGAUCCACACUGGAGAGAAACCAUUCACAUGCACUCAGUGUGGGAAGAGUUUCAGCCAAUCAUCAAACUUUAAUCUACACAUGAGGAUCCACACUGGAGAGAAACCAAUAACGUGCACUCAGUGUGGGAAGAGUUUUCGCCAAUCGUCAUCCCUUUAUAAACACAUGAGGAUCCACACUGGAGAGAAACCAUUCACAUGCACUCAGUGUGGGAAGAGUUUCCGCCAAACAUCAUCACUUAAUAAACACUUGAGGAUCCACACUGGAGAGAAACCAUUCACAUGCACUCAGUGUGGAAUAAGUUUUAACUGCUCAUCAUACCUUAAACAACACAUGAGGAUCCACACUGGAGAGAAACCAUUUACUUGCACUCAGUGUGGGAGGAGUUUCAACCGCUCAUCAAACCUUGAUCACCACAUGAGGAUCCACACUGGAGAGAAACCAUUUACUUGCACUCAGUGUGGGAAGAGUUUCAACCGCUCAUCAAACCUUGAUCAACACAUAAGGAUCCACACUGGAGAGAAACCAAUAACGUGCACUCUGUGUGGGAAGAGUUUUCGCCAAUCAUCAUCCCUUUCUAAACACAUGAGGACCCACACUGGAGAGAAACCAUUUACUUGCACUCAGUGUGGGAAGAGUUUCAACCGCUCAUCACACCUUAAUCAACACAUAAGGAUCCACACUGGAGAGAAACCAUUCACUUGCUCUCAGUGUGGGAAGAGAUUCAACCGAUCAGCAAACCUUAAUAAACACAUGAAAAUCCACACUGAUGUGAAAGAGUAUAUGCACUUUGAGUGUGAGAAGACUUAUUACAGCUCCAAAAUUAAAACUGCACACAACAGGAUUCACACUGGAGAGAAACCGUACAGCUGCACUCAGUGUGGAAAGAGUUUGGCAAGCAAAAGCAAACUAAAGACUCACAUGAGGAUCCACACUGGAGAGAAACCAUUCUCAUGCUAUCAAUAUGGGAAAAGUUUCAGCAAAUCAUCACUUUAUAGACACAAGAAGAUCCACACCGGUAAAAAAACAUUUACUUGCACUCAGUGUGGGAAGAGUUUUAACUGCUCAUCACACCUUAAUCAACACAUCAGGAUCCACACUGGAGAGAAACCAUUCAGAUGCACUCAGUGUGGGAAGAGUUUUAACUGCUCAUCACACCUUAAUGAACACAUGAUGAUCCACACUGGAGAGAAACCAUUCCCUUGCACUCAGUGUGGGAAGAGUUUUAGCAAAUCAUCGUCGCUUUAUAGACACAUGAGGAUCCACACUGGAGAAAAACCAUUCACUUGCACUGAGUGUAGGAAGAGUUUCAGCCAAUCAUCAUCCCUUAAUCUACACAUGAGGAUCCACACUGGAGAGAAACCAUUCACAUGCACUGAGUGUGGGAACAGUUUCAGUAAAUCAUCAUCGCUUUAUACACACAUGAAGAUCCACACCGGAGAAAAACCAUUCACUUGCACUGAGUGUGGGAAGAGUUUCAUCCAAUCAUCAUGCCUUAAUGUACACAUGAGGAUCCACACUGGAGAGAAACCUUUCACAUGCACUCAGUGUGGGAAGAGUUUCAUCCACUCAUCACACCUUAAUCAACACCUCAUGAUCCACACUGGAGAGAAGCCAUUCAAAUGCACUCAGUGUGGGAAGAGUUUUAGCCAAUCAUACCUUAAAAAACACAUGAAGAUUCACACUGGUGUGAGAGAGUAUAUGUGCUUGGAGUGUGAGAAGACUUUUAUUACAGCUGCAGAAUUGAAACGGCACAAGAGGAUACACACUGGAGAAAAACCGUACAAGUGUUCACAGUGCAGUAAGAGGUUUACUCACUCAGGAACCCUGAAAACACAUGAGAGGAUUCACACUGGAGAGAAACUGUACAAGUGUUCACACUGCAGUAAGAGGUUUGCUCACUCAGGAACCCUGAAAGCACAUCAGAGGAUUCACACUGGAGAUAAACUGUAGACGUGAUCAGUGUGUAUUAGGGUUGGUUACCGAAACCCGGUGCCAUUUUAGCACCGCUACCUUGGUAACUGGUAUGUAUCGGUAUUAAAUCAGCAUAUGAAUUUCGGUGCUUAAUUUCGGUGCUGCAACA